This is a messenger RNA of Rhopalosiphum padi (bird cherry-oat aphid), 3349 nucleotides long. RefSeq lists its product as uncharacterized. The coding region runs from base 1895 to 3349 and encodes 484 amino acids. The transcript is spliced from 2 exons. Lineage: Eukaryota; Metazoa; Arthropoda; Insecta; Hemiptera; Aphididae. The record is from RefSeq and is a predicted model, not a curated record.
AUCCUUUUGUCCAAGACUGAUUACCGCCGGUCUUGGACAGGGGUCUGAUAAGUGACCACGCUCGGUCACCCGCGAAGUUGGCACCCCUGACGUGUACGUCGCCCUGGUUCGGGCAACGACGCAUACGCCGCCGCCAACGGUCGCUGUCGUCCGUUUACGUUUGUUCUGUUCCGUUCGCCGUUACGUCAAACCCGUGUGCUCCCACGUUAGCGGCCAUCUUGUUGCGAAAAGUGUGCUCACACCACAAGAUUGUUCCUUUGUCGCUGUUAUUAGCAUAUUACAAUCUGAUUUGCUUAACCGCAUGAAACCAUCGCGCUCCCGAUCGAAUGCGCUGUCGUCCGUUUACGUUUGUUCUGUUCCGUUCGCCGUUGCGUAAAUCCACGUGCUCCCGUGUUGACGGCCAUAUUGUUGUUAAAAGGUGUGCUCGCAUCACAAGUUUGCUCCGUCGAUAUUGCUCUAUCAGCAUAUUAUAAAUCUGUUCGAUUUCACGAUACGAUCGCAUCGAGCUCUCGAUCGAAAACGUUAUUUAACGUGCGAGUGUCGAUACGACGUUGAUUCGCGUGCGCGACGUUCCGGUGCUCCCCGAUCCACGUGUUCCUGAAGUCUUCAGUUCCGAGAUAUAGCAGCUCCGCCUUCAAUCAAAGAUCAACCGCAGUUCAGCAAGUCCCAGGCAGUUCCGCCCAGCAACGAGUGUUCCCUCAGAGCGGUGUUCCCCGCCCUCCCCUUACUUCGCUACACGCUCGUGGUCGCGUGCAAUUAUUAUUUAUACGUUAAAUAUAUAUAUCGUAAUAUUUAUACCGUUAGUUAUACUCAUUUCUACAAAAAGUGUUACCUAUCCCUCACAAGGUUCCGGAGGACCGUGUGUCCGACGACAAUCUAGGUAAUAGACUCGUUGGUACAGACAUUUGGUAGCAGAGCGUGGUUUGAUUGUUCCAUCAGACUUUGGUACUCAGGAUCCGGGUGAGUGAUACAUUAUUGUUUGUAGUUGUAGCAUUUGGUUAUAAGGUGUAUUGUCAUUUAUCCCUAUUAUCUUAUUAUAUGUCAUAUCUAGUGUCAGUGGCGUUGAGCUGUCAUUAGGUCUGCGUUAGCAGUGACAUAUAUUAGUUUUUAUAUUACUAUUUAUUACCAUUGUGCUCCCAAUGUUAAUAUAUUUAGUAUAGGUGCUAUUUGUCAAUAUAUUUAUUUAAUUCAAUGACUGCUCAGUCAUUAAUGUGUUAUUGACAUAGGAAAUUAGUAAAAUUAAUAUUUUAUUUUGACUGAUUGUUAAAUUAUAUUCACAAUAGCUGCUCGAGUGAGUGAUAUAGUAUCAGUUUUUAAUUAUUAAAAUUUAAUUAUUACAAUUUAAAUUAAUUAUACACAUUUAUGUGGUGUUAACAGUGCUCCCUGUAUUAAAUUGACAUGCACCUAUUUUAAUAUUUAUAUAUUAGGUAUAGGUAUUGCUCGCUAGCUGCUGGUCUAGUUAUUACAUAUUACAUUAAUGAUAUUUUAAGCAAAUUGCUCAUUUGUUUAUUAUUUAUUUUAUUAUUUAUUAUUUUAUUACAUGCUGGUUAAUAAUUUAUUUUUUAAUAUUAAUAUAAUUAAUGUGUAUGUUAUGAGCCUAUACUAGUGUAUGGUAAUAUACUGUAUUAUAUAUUAUCUGGGUUUAAUUAUUUAAUGUGAUCAAAGUUAUUAUAAUUAUUUUGUUGUUAGAUUGUAUAAAUGGUCACCCGGUUACGCUUUUACAUUAUUUAGAAUUACAGAAGGUGCUCUCCUCUCGUUGUUGUUUAUUCUUUAUUGUUGAUUCGUCCUAGUGUAUACUGUUAAGUGGUGUCGUUAACUUUAACGAGUGAGUUAGUACUGCUCUGUACUAUUUUUGUAAAUCUAUUAUAUUGUUAUCUACCAAGUUUUGGGCAAUAUGGCUGGUGCCGAACGUGACGUUAGAGCUAAGGAGCGAGUGAUCCUACGUAGGGAUCAAUUGAUAGCUCGGAUUCGCCAAAUCCAUGCGUUGGCUACUAGCUCUGCCUCGGAUCAGUCCAAACAAGCUCAGCUAGCUAUAGCUAUUGUUGAUCUUGACACUCUAUGGAGUAAUUUUGAAGUGGAAAACAAUAAUCUAUUAGAUAUACUUUCCAAUUUAGAUCAAUUGGGGGAGUAUUCGUUAGAUAUUGAAACUAAUACUCGGUCACUGGUGAUUGAAGCUAAGGCCUUGUGUAAUGUCCAGUCUACUCCGGUCGUUAGCGUCGGUGCCAUCGUUCAGGUCACUGACACGGUCACCACUGACAGUUCUAGUUGCUCUGCUAGUACUGCAAAAGAAUGUGCUGGUCCUUUUGUUGAAAGGGCCUUGGUACCAUCAAAGUUACCAGAUAUUCCCUUACCAUAUUUCGAUGGUGAAUGUCAGAACUGGCCAGCGUUUCGGGAUAGGUUCAAGGCAUUAGUUGAUCAACGGCCUAACAUUCCGAACAUUGAAAAGUUUUACUACCUACUAGGCUGCCUUCAUGCUGGUCCGCAGGAUGUGGUUAAGGGGUUCGUCGUUUCUAAUGAAACUUAUACCUUAGCCUGGAACGCAUUAGUAGAGAGGUAUGAUCGACCUCGUAAGCUCGCUUCGUCGAUUAUUGAUAAGUUGCUGACUGCUCCCGUCGCCACUUCUGAAACCUUUGCUGCUCUGCAAACCUUUCUAGCAACUUUCGAUGAAAAUAUCGCUAUUCUUGAGUCCCUGGACGUUCCAAACCUGUCUUCGUUUUUGUUAUUUUCGUUAGCAGCCAGGUGUUUACCUCUGACUUCGAGGCGUUUGUUUGAGACUGAGAAUACCGAAGAAUAUCCGUCCAUCCACAACGUGAUCAAAUUUGUUAAAUUGAGGAUGCAGGUCAUUGAGAAUGCCGGCGCACAGCAGGCUGGAAGCUCGUCCAAGCCUCCUGUGCACAGCAAAAAUAGUGGUCCUCGACGUGAAGGGAAGAUUGCGCUAGUAUCCUCGUCGAAACUUGCGUCGUUAAAAUGUGCUGUGUGUUCUGGUGCUCACCAGAUAGCCGAAUGUUUAACCUUCAAGGCGUUGUCGGUUGAUGAGCGGUAUAAGGUCAUAUGCACUCAUCGCUUAUGCAUGGUCUGUUUCGGUGAAGGUCACAUGUCUUUCAAGUGUUCUUCCUCAUGCGCUGUCUGUAAGCGUCGUCAUCAUGCGCUACUUCAUAGAGAACCUAACCCGAAGAAGACUAGUCCGCCAGCUGCUCUGCUAGGUCGACAACCCACUCCUACAGUACUGCUAGGUACUGCUAUGGUUAGGAUUAAAGCUGUCGCGUUGGACGGUACCUGUCACUGGACUGUCAGGUCAAAGAGUUCCGGAUGUGCAGGGUGUGGUCCAGCUGACGAUCCAGCCUCGUGA